AUGUGGAUGUGGAUGAGUCAGCGGACACCGGUAGGGCUGGGCUGUGUGGCUGGCAUUGGUCCAGCCCCGACUGUCACACAACAGCUACAUCAACUCUAUCUUACAUCUUGUCUCUUGAAAACAGUCAAGAUCGGCUGGGUCGUUGCCAAGAACACGAAUGAGUCCCGUCGCAAGAUGACCUCGGAGGAGCAAGCAGAGGAUCCCACGCCAACACCUGCCAAGGAUGCGAAAGACACGAAGGACACGAAAGAUGCCAGAGACUCUCCGGCAAAGCGCAAGAGCUCGGAGGGGCCGGAGAAUGGGGAGAGCAAGAAGAAGCGGCGGAAGGUCAAUCAUGCCUGUGUAUACUGUCGGAGGUCGCACAUGACAUGCGACCUGGAGAGGCCGUGCGCGCGGUGUAUCAAGCGCGAUAUAGGGCACCUGUGUCAUGACGAACCACGCGAUCCGCCCAAGAGGAAUAAGAGCGAGGUUGGAGUAGCAGAUAUUGCGCCUGCGCCGGGCGAGGGUGGAAAGGCAGCGGAGGCUCCGACAAGCAACACAAGCAAUACAAGCAAUGGGGGCGUGCAGUAUGCUCAGAGCAACGGCAACGGCAACGGCAUCGGCAUGGGAACCGUGAAUGGCGCUGGAGGAGGACCACAGCUGGCACAACCGCAGCCCGUCUCUCCCACGAGCAUACAGAGACCCGCUCCAAAUGCGACCAAUCUCCUCCAGAAUGACGACUUCAGUAACAGUGGUGUACACAACCAAUUCCAGGACAUGCACCAUCUCCAUCCGAACUACAUGUUCAAUACCUCCGAGGUCACAAACGAGUAUAACUUGCUCAACGACUUCCUCUCGUCGUCUCUCAUCGACGACGGCGGCAUCUACAACAGCGACGAGACAGCCGCGCUCUUCAACGACCCUCUCUUAACGACAAUCUCCUCGAAUGCCUUAGCAACAUCCAACAUUGGCGCUCCAUCAACCAGCAACGACCAAAACCAAUCCACCCUCCUCCCACCACCCCAAACAGCAGCCGGCCAAGAAAUCUCCCGUCCCUCCUCGACUUUCCCAAUCGACUCCCGCGCCCGCGACAAAUUCUACAUGACAGCCGCGGAUCCCGCCGGUCUCGAGAGCGCCGAAAACCGCCUCCACAAACUCCUCAAGGCAAAAUACGACGCCGGAAUGCUCAAACCCUUCAACUACGUCAAAGGCUAUGCCCGCUUAAACCAGUACAUCUCCAAGCACCUCAACCGCGAAUCGCAACUCCGAAUCCUCAAACAAUUAGACCGCUUCCGCCCCAAAUUCCGCGAAGCGAUGCAAUCACUCACGGACAUGCAACUCAUCCUCGUCGAAAUGUGGUUCGAGCGCUCCCUGAUGGAGUACGACCGCGUGUUCGCCAGCAUGGCCAUUCCCGCCUGUUGCUGGCGCCGUACCGGCGAGAUCUUCCGGGGGAACACCGAAAUGGCGGAACUGAUACACGUCCCUCUGGACAAACUACGCGACGGCAAACUGGCGAUUCAUGAAAUCAUCGCGGAAGAUUCGCUGGUGAGUUACUGGGAGAAAUUCGGCGCUAUAGCGUUUGACCAGUCGCAAAAAGCUAUUUUGACGAGUUGCUCGAUCAAGCGGCCGGGCCAUGAUGGGGAUGGGGGAGAAGGGGAGCGGGCGGAAUCGGUGAGGUGUUGUUUCUCUUUUACGAUUCGCAGGGAUGGGCAUAAUAUGUGAGUCUUGACCGUUUCCCCUUUUUGCCACAAGCUGAUGAGAGUGAUGCUAAUCGCUUUCUCUGUCUUAGUCCCUCUCUGAUUGUAGGCAACUUUCUGCCCAUUCGGCCUCAUGGGCAAUCUCCUUCCUGA
This is a messenger RNA of Lecanosticta acicola, 1829 nucleotides long. The record is from the annotation of a GenBank genome assembly. NCBI's taxonomy places the organism in Eukaryota, Fungi, Ascomycota, Dothideomycetes, Mycosphaerellales, Mycosphaerellaceae.